Messenger RNA from Yamadazyma jaroonii, 342 nucleotides. The record is from the annotation of a GenBank genome assembly. Lineage: Eukaryota; Fungi; Ascomycota; Pichiomycetes; Serinales; Debaryomycetaceae.
AUGGUUCAACCUCAUAAGUUAUUUUACAAAGGAAAAGAAGAAGAUUUCAUUAUCUUUAUUGAAGACAAAGAAUUAUUAGAUAAAUACAAGAACAAUGAUACAACUAUUCCAUUAAUUGAUUUAGUGUCAAUUUAUAAAGUUUUCACUAAUAGACAAGGUGGUAGUGAAGGAGUUUUAGAUGAAGCUUCCAAAGCCGAAUUACAAAAUGAAUUCGGUACUAAUAAUGUCGACGAAGCUAUAAAGAUCAUCCUUAAAGAAGGUCAAGAUAAAUCAGUUGGUGGAAUCCACGGUGGUUAUAAUAGUCAUAAUGACUCCAUGGGUCCAGCCGCAAUUACUAAUUAG